Messenger RNA from Malaya genurostris, 533 nucleotides. RefSeq names its product MICOS complex subunit MIC13 homolog QIL1 (gene QIL1). Gene Ontology annotation, biological process: cristae formation. The coding region runs from base 122 to 493 and encodes 123 amino acids. The record is from RefSeq and is a predicted model, not a curated record. The transcript has 3 exons. NCBI's taxonomy places the organism in Eukaryota, Metazoa, Arthropoda, Insecta, Diptera, Culicidae. Gene Ontology annotation, cellular component: MICOS complex; mitochondrial crista junction.
CUGAUUGAAAGUGACACCUGCGCGAGUGUCAGUAGGUAUUUUCUUUUAAAAUAGAAUUACGUAAACAAUAAAUUUGGUGUCCGUACUUUUACCAUAUGACGGGUCAGCUAGAGGCUUCUAAAUGUUAAAGAUUCUCAUCAAAACCGGCCUAGCCGGUAGUGCUGUAUAUUAUACACGCAAUGAGGGCAUUUGGAACGAAAAUACGGAUAAAGUAUACGAACGAUAUUCGUCUGCAAUGCAGCCCCAUAUUGCAUCGGUAAAGCAGCAGAUUCCUAUUGAUGUUCCUGCCUUACCAAAGUCAGGUGAGCUGUGUUUUUUGACCACCCAUUACUACAACGCGGGUGUGAAAAACACAAUCUACUUCAUCCAUCGUUUACCGUGCUAUCUGGGGCAAUGGACUAAACAGACUUCUGAUGCAAUUAAAAAAGCAAUAAACCCGCCAACGGAAGCUUCGCCCACUACACCUACUGCGGUGGCAGGUUCGAAAAAGUGAUUGAAGUCAAAAAUAUGAAUAAAAGUAUUUAAAUGAUUGA